Molecule: messenger RNA, 1262 nt
Organism: Polistes canadensis
Lineage: Eukaryota; Metazoa; Arthropoda; Insecta; Hymenoptera; Vespidae
Gene: Rho1
Product: ras-like GTP-binding protein Rho1
Exons: 6
Coding region: 432-1073 (213 amino acids)
Biological process (GO): small GTPase-mediated signal transduction; cell migration
Molecular function (GO): GTP binding; GTPase activity
Source: RefSeq, a predicted model, not a curated record
UUAAUAAAUUUAGAAUCAGUGUUUCUCGUGUCAUCGUGUUCAAUUUUAUCAUACAAGAUAUUCAUCUAAAGUUUUUUUUUCUUUUUUUGUUUUAAUAGUUUCGAUCGCCUUAUUAUUUAGUGUUCUGUUCAAGUGAAAUAAUUGAAGAACUUGGUAUCAUUCAUGUGAAUUAAACGGAUGCAGGACGAGUGAUAGGAGCUUGUCACGUAACAAAAGAGAAAGAAAGAAAGAGAGAAAGAGAAAAUCAACAGACGUCUGAUACAGGAAGUAGUGGGCACCCAAGGAUAGACAUUCGUUCCUGGUUCCUUUCUCCCCUCCAUCGUGUCGAUCGCCGCGCUACUCACAGAUUGAGGUGUGGCCAGUGAGGGCAGCCAUUUUCUUGACUUUCUGUCGCUUAAGAUUUCAGAGACGCUGAAAGAAAGACUAAAAACAUGGGAUGCAAUGCGGGCCGAUGCCUCGGUCCAGACGAUACGGGGUACCCUGGAUCAGGAUUCAUGGCAGCCAUUAGGAAGAAGUUAGUUAUCGUGGGGGAUGGUGCUUGUGGUAAAACAUGUUUACUCAUAGUAUUCAGCAAAGAUCAGUUCCCCGAAGUAUAUGUACCUACUGUCUUUGAGAAUUAUGUUGCUGAUAUCGAAGUGGAUGGUAAGCAGGUUGAACUGGCUCUUUGGGACACAGCUGGGCAAGAAGAUUAUGAUAGAUUACGUCCGUUAUCAUAUCCAGACACAGAUGUUAUCUUGAUGUGUUUCUCCAUUGAUAGUCCUGAUUCCCUGGAAAACAUUCCUGAGAAAUGGACACCAGAGGUGAAACAUUUCUGCCCAAAUGUGCCCAUUAUUCUUGUGGGAAAUAAAAAAGACUUGCGCAAUGAUCCCAACACCAUUAAAGAGCUUGGAAAAAUGAAGCAAGAACCAGUUAAGCCAGAAGAAGGAAGAUCCAUGGCUGAAAAAAUCAAUGCCUUUGCAUACCUUGAAUGUUCUGCCAAGAGCAAGGAAGGAGUCAGGGAAGUUUUCGAGACAGCAACUCGAGCUGCGCUUCAAGUUAAGAAGAAGAAGAAGGGAAGAUGUAGGCUUCUUUAAAAUGUAAUGUCAGAUGGGCCCAAAAAGUGGGUGAAAUUAUGGAAUUGCAAAGCUAGCUGCAAUAAAGCUAGUUGUAAUACUGGAGGCCCCCAGUGAAGACCAUAAUAUAAUAACAUCUUUUACCUUUAAUUCUUUUACAUAAUAAUCAAAUCUACAAACAUGUUCACAUUAAAGCCACUGAAUAACAAA